Colletotrichum karsti is the source of this 2136-nucleotide messenger RNA. RefSeq lists its product as uncharacterized. The record is from RefSeq and is a predicted model, not a curated record. The transcript has a single exon. The coding region runs from base 1 to 2136 and encodes 711 amino acids. Lineage: Eukaryota; Fungi; Ascomycota; Sordariomycetes; Glomerellales; Glomerellaceae.
AUGCCCUCUACCUCUUCCCCCGCGUCGCCCAGUCCUCCAACUCCCGCGUCCACUACUACCAUUACCAUCUCUUCACCUCGACCUGAUCAGCCUUCUUCUCCAUCUUCUGGUCUGCUUUCUUCUCCCUCUUCGACUUCUAUCCAUCAACAGCCGCCGUCUCGCCUAAACCACAACUUACCGACAGCGACGACAGGAAGACGAGCCGGUGGGAACAACGCCCAUUUCCUACGCCUAGCAUCCGGAUGGGUAAUUGAGCGUCACAUCCUCGUUCCUGCAUUCACUUGGCGCGUUCCCGUUGUCGUCGCCAAAUCACCAUCAUCUCGCCAAUCGCCCGAGUCACCUCUUUCGCGGCCGCCAGGAGACUCGGCGCAACAAGUUGACCAGGAAGACAAGCCGAACAGGACGAGGGCGGAACGUCCGACGCAGUCCGCCAUGGCGACGGAUCCGGACACUACCGCCAUCGCCUCCCAGUCCCAGCCCCGGCUUCGUGCCCAAUCAUCACACCAGGAUCAGAACCGGGACCAAGAACAUCAACAGCACCAGCAACUCAAGAAGAAAUGGAAGAAGAUCUGGCUUAGAGGGCUAUCUGUUCGUAUUCGCCCUCGCAAGGAAACGCCGCGACGGGCAGCCACCACAGCGGCGGCCGAUGGUCCAGCAAAUGGGCGACUUGAAGGACGAGGUCCUGUGGACGCGGCCGGCAUCGAGAGGGGCACCCAGACCACCACUCGUCAGCAAACACUGCGGCAAUCAGAAACGCUUGCGCACCCAAGCGAGUCAGAACCUCUUACGGACUCCGAUCCCUCGACAAUUGGCACUACAACCUCACACUCGCCCGCGACAUCGAGUACCGCUCAGGCCACUACCGUACCCUCGUCCUCGUCGUCAUCCUCAUCCACCUCCCUUAGCGUAAGCGUCGGCGCCUCCAUCGGACACUUCCCAUCCUCGUCCGCCCCGUGUCCCACCUGCGGCCAGCGCCGUCAUGUCGAUCUCCACCGCCCUCCGACUCCGGUGAAGCCCGAGGACCGCUUUCACUUCCGCUCCGGCGUGCCUUACGGACCAUGGACUAUUACCCAUCCCCCGCAUAUGCCGAUAACCGUCGCUCUACCCCAUGAGCACUGCCAGGUUCACGCCCCAAAGGCUGCGAGCGCCAUCCAAUCCGCGCCCGGGCCACUAACUGCAUUCCAUCCCUUCUCUCGACUGCCCCCGGAGCUCCGCUCCAAGAUCCUGAGGUUCUACCUGGAGCGGCCCCGCAUUGUCGAGAUUCGAUGCAUGAAUGAUCUCAAGAAAAUUCACUUCGCGCCGAAUGCCCUGGGCAACCUCGCGUCCAAUAUUGCUUGGAGCGCUGACAAUACCCUACCGUCCUUGAUGUGGGUGAACCGAGAGUGCCGUGCCGAGACACGCGCUUUUUACCGCGUGCAACUGCCCAUGCACCCGACGAAUAAGAUUGCCUGGCCUGUCAUCAUCAAUCCGGAUUACGACACCGUCAUUUUCACGUUCCCGUGGAGCAGCGAAAUCCCCCUCGAUAUCUUUUUGAGCGACUGCCUUGCGUUUGAUCCUCUGGGUGUUGGGAUUCGCCAUUUCGGCACCAGAGACCGGGGCGGUCCGGAGACGUGGGACCUCACGCCGGUCCCUGGGUGCGCGCCUUUGUCGAAGAGCCUGGCAAACUUGGAGUCGUACACGGAGGCAAUUCAGCUUAUGGAUGAUCGCGCAGCUGCUAGGUUCCCGGUCUGGAUGAUCCAUGAGGGAUAUCUUACGAGUGGUAUUCCUGCAAAGGAUGCAUUCUACCAGGACGUACCAAGGCUUCUAUUGAGCAACGACUACGAGCCACCAGACGCGGCGAAUCAGCGACACGCACUGGAAGAUUUGCGCUCGCAGCUCGGAGAAUACUUGCCGAAGAGCGUUGCGGAAAAGUUGGUAAUGCAGAGGAUGUUCUAUCGAAAGUACUUCCGGCAUCUGCGGAUGAAGUGCACGAAAACCGACCUCGCUGGCCUGGGCAUGGUCAGGCAAAUUCCAGGAGGAGAAACAGAAGAAUUCUUUUUGAGUAAUGGGCGAGAAGUCGCGGGUCCUCGAAAGAAGAGAAGGUCCGCGCUAGAAGUACGCCCGAGUAGUAGUUGGCAUCUGUGGGACGACGAGUAA